This is a messenger RNA of Parnassius apollo (apollo), 279 nucleotides long. The record is from the annotation of a GenBank genome assembly. Lineage: Eukaryota; Metazoa; Arthropoda; Insecta; Lepidoptera; Papilionidae.
AUGGUAAAUGGAACGGGUCCAGCACCGAAUCAGGCCGACACUGUAGCAUUCUGGCGCGGCCUGUGGUCAGAGCCCGUAAACCACAGCGAGGGGCCUUGGACGGAAGUUGUGGCGAGUCAGUGUGCGCGUAUUACGCCCAUGGACCCCGUCAUCAUAACGCCGGAUGACGUAGCUGAGGGGGUCCGUAGGGCCCCGAACUGGAAAAGUCCGGGGCUUGACGGGCUGCAUCACUACUGGCUGAAGGGGUUCAUGGUGUGUAACUCUGUGCUCGCCCGAUAG